AUGUCGGCAGUUGUCGGGUUUAGCGGGUCAGAAGAUAAGCUGAGGUAUCCGACGAGGGGCGCACUGAUCAGGUCCUGGAAGCGAGACAAAGAGGUCGAAGGAGGGGCAGAGGCCCUAACAAGUAUGCUACAGGUUGCUACUGCACUGGAUGCUGCGAGCCCGUUGAGGAUGGAGGCGGUCCAAACGGAUGAUGAUGAUAUUGGCUACGAUGACGUGGUUAGUCCACAGCCAAACAGUCCGCCUUCUGAGUCGCAUGUCAAAGAUUUUUCCAUCAAGACUUUGUCCACAACAAGUUGGGAGUGUCGGGUGGAUGCUGUGAAGGCUGUGCGCUAUCAGCUGCCUGAAAUUGUGGAUGCUUUGAUAGCUCUGAAAGAAUACGCUAAAGAGAAGAAGGUUCCAGAAUGUGUCUCCAGUGCUGAAAGCAUAAUUGAAGACAUGAUGAAAUGGCCUUUUAUGUUGAGUACCAUUCUAUGGUACAAUGUGAUGAGCCAAAUUAAUAGAGUGAGUACAAUUUUGCAGAGCCCCAGUGUUUCAAUUGAGACUAUGAGGAGAGAAAUCAUGGCAGUGUCAAAAUACCUUGAGGGGUUUCGAGAGCAUGGUUUUAACUCUGCAAAAACAGAUGCCAGGGAGAUUGCAGAAAAGAUGGAGGUGGAGAUGAGCCGGCCUGUGGUACGCAGGAAAAGGAUCAAAAUGCAGUUUAAUUAUGAAGGCAAAGAGCAAACAGUGUCUUCUCCAGAAGAGCUUUUCAAAAGAGAGUUUUUCCUCUACCUAGUAGAUACAGCUCAGGUCACAAUAAAGGAGAUAUUCUCACACAUACAGGCUUUCUUUGAGUUGUAUGGAUUUCUCUACUCCACUGACACAUUGAGAAGCACAGAAAAGGAAGGGAAGCUUGAUGAAUGCUGCUAUAAACUUGAGCAAGCAAUGGAGGAUGUCGAUGCACAUGACCUGAAGAUGGAAAUAAUUGGUGCUGGGCUUUAUCCAGAAGAAGAGAGGGAUAACAUCGAGGAAGUGAAAGAAAUAGAAAGACACAGGGAGUGGAUGGAGACAGGGACAGUGAGAGAAGUAACACGGCAGAGAACCUGCUCCAGAACACACUUGGCUGGGGUGGAAGUUGUGUUGGACUUCCUCACCGACCUUGGACUGAGGAAAUACUAUCCCAACAAGCUCACUCUACUGUCUUUUUUGGAAGUCAGCAAAAGCAGCAUCAACAAAAAAGAUGUCUAUUCAGUUGAUGAAAUUCCACUCGAUUUCCUCAGAAAACUGUUCAAAAUCGAUGCUGAGUGCAGGAACUGUACACAGACAUGCAACCAGGAAGAAACUGAAGACAGCUUUGACAUAGACGACAUUUUCACAGACACGGGAAAUGCCGUUCAUCCUCUUGAUCUGAUAGUAGGUCUUUUCCUUUGUGCUGAUAACUUCUUGCAACAGGAAAUGGCUCUAAAGAUGUCAUUAUGCCAGUUUUCUGUCCCACUGUUGUUGCCCCACUGUAACAACAAUCAGUCUACUCUGAUGUUAUGGACACUGAGAGAAAUUGUAAAAGAAUGGUGUCCACAUGACUUGUGUUUUACAAAAGGAUUUGUGGAGAACAACAUUGUGCAAGCAUCCAUGCCAUUUUUUUCCUUUGUGAGGCUGAAAAACUGUAGUUUAUCCAAAUCUCAGUUCUUGAAUCAAAUCCUCAGCCACGGCCAACAGAAUCAUAGCAUGUUCAUACACAGAGAAAUGGAAGGAGGUGAACGGACAAGAAAAAUUGCAAAUUCUUUGGUGGAGGUUGGCUGGUUCCUUCCUUGUGGGAAAGAAAAUAUUGACGUAUUUCCAGAGCCGAUUGCGUUCGCAAAUUUGCGAGGUGAUAUUUCUGAGUCGCUAACACAGUUUAGCUUCCUUUAUGAAGUGUCCAAUGUAAUCUUUGUCUUCUUGGACAAAGUUGAAGAAAAGGAGCACCAAAUUUUGACAAAACUUCAAGAUGGAAAGUCUAAACUCUAUUGUGUGGUUCAUCGCAGAGACAAUGCCUUGGAGGACUUGGCCUCUGUCAAGAAUACAGUGCAAGAACUGGCUUUACCAAACAGCAAUAUUAAAAUCAAAGACUCCGGGGUGAAUAUAGAAGAGUUUUCUCAGAAACUUUGUGAAACCAUCAAGAACUCGCUGCUUGAUGUGAAAAAAACAAUGAGUAUUGAAAAUAUGAGCGCAAAAGCAAUUGAACUGGGACUGUCAGUGGAUGAAAAUAUAACUCUUAACCAGAAAAGAACUGCUGAAGAUAUAAUGAUGGGGAUUGGUGCACGAAGUAUACCACAUUACAAAAAACAAAAACUUCCUUUGCAGGGAGAAAACUGGAAGAAGUUAUCGAAACUGGAGAUGAAGGAAUGCAGAAUAAAAAAUGCUAGCACAGUGGGUGGUGAGCAUUACAAAGCUCAGCUACAAGGGGAGAAACAAGAGAUUUGGAAAGAACAACAACAAAUAAAACGGCCAAAAGGAAUGCAAGAUUUUAUUGACACCUUAGCAACAAGCGACAAAGAAAGAAGACAGUACUUCUUGAAGUGGAUGAAAUUCAUAUUCAAUACCCACUCUCGUGAUACGCUUACUGCCCUGCGUAACAAAUUCAAAGAGCUUCGCAAAAGUAAGGAUGCCAAACUCAUUGAAGAGAUUGAUCAAGAAUUAUUGGACAGCUCUUUAGGAGUUGAGCAUUACAUGAGAGAAAUGGGAUUAAACUAUGAAGUUUCCAUGCAGUCAGAUGAUGGUGCAGAUGAAUUGUCUUAUUUGCCUUCUGUAGCUGCUGAAAUGCUGCUAGAUGGAUAUCCGUUGGAGUUUUUGGAUGGAGAUGCUUCAAAUAUCCCAGAGAAGUGGGUAACCGCUGUGUUAAUGGAGCUUCACAAGAAAGUCGGUGGCAAAAGCAGGCUGCUAGCAAUAGCUGUGUUGGGUGUUCAAAGUUCUGGAAAAUCAACACUUCUCAACACCAUGUUUGGUGUUCAGUUUCCUGUCAGCAGUGGCAGAUGCACAAGAGGCGCCUACAUGCUAUUCCUCAAAGUUGGAGAUGAUACCAAAGAGAAAUUGGGUUGUGACUUCAUCCUCCUCAUUGAUACUGAAGGUCUGAAAUCCCCUGAUCUUGCACAAAUAGCAGAUAGUUAUGAGCACGACAACCAGCUGGCAACCUUCGUCAUAGGAUUAAGUGACGUCACCAUUAUAAACGUUGCAAUGGAGAAUGCAACGGAUAUGAAAGACGUCCUGCAAAUUGCUGUCCAUGCUUUCAUUCGAAUGAAACAAGUUGGGAAAAAAACGGUUUGUCACUUUGUGCACCAAAAUGUUGCUGGAGUUUCUGCUCAUGCCAAGAACUUGACGGAGAGACACCAUCUACUGGAUCAACUCAAUGAAAUGACAAAAAUUGCGUCUGAAAUGGAGAAACAGCCAACGAUUCAAGCAUUUACGGAUGUGCUCGACUAUGACGUAGAAAACAGCAACUGGAACAUCCCAGGACUUUGGCAUGGAACGCCUCCAAUGGCACCAGUAAACACCGGUUACAGUGAGGCUGUAGCAGACUUCAAGACAAAUCUUCUGGAGACCUUGGGAAAAGAAAAGCGAAAUGACAUUAAAAACAUCCCAGACUUUCUUGAAUGGAUGAGUAGUCUGUGGAAAUCAGUCAAAUAUGAGAAUUUCAUCUUUAGUUUCAGAAACACACUAGUGGCCCAUGCUUAUGACAACUUGUGCAAAGAGUUUGGUGAGUGGGAAUGGCAGAUGCGAAAAGAAAUCCUCUCCUGGCAGAAAGAAGCGGAGUUGGAAAUCUUAAAUGCUAACAACGAAAAACAUUCGCAUACAUUGAUCAAGACAAAGAAAGUAGAAUUAUCUGAGGAAAUUAAAAAACAGGAAGGCAAAUUAAUUGAGAAGCUCACCAACUAUUACAGAAGGACAGACAGACAUGUUAAUUUGAUAGAGAAAUACAAAACUGACUUUGAAAGUUCUAUCAGCAGUCUGUCAAAUGAGAUUCAAUAUUCAGUGAAGACUGAAUUGGACAGAGCCCUUGACCGCAAAAUCGGCUUGCUAAAGGCGCAGGAUAUACAAGAGAAGUAUCGCAGUGUGAUUGAAGAGAGAGUCAUAAAACUUCUGCAUGACUUCAAAGACUUGAGCAUGUCUGAUGACCAACUGAGAGAGGAGUUUGAGAAAAUGUGGAAUGCAGCUACUGCCAAUGUUUCCACAUUGAAAGAACAAGAUAUACCUGCAAAGGUUCUCAUCCAACUGAAGAACAAUUUCUCAAAUCGCAAAGUGAAUGAAAACUUAGGACAUGUUAAAAGCCUCGAGGAUUUAGGAAAGGGACCAUUUGAGAUAAGAGGUUACCAUGUUGACUCUAUAAUUAAGAAAUUUCAAUUCAUGUGCACCGGACAGUUAAAGAGUUUUGCUAACAAUGUAAUUGAUCUAUCUGUCCAGUUUGCUUUGGACAAAUGUACCUCUGAUGGUGAUUACCAUGAUUUUUUCACGAGGGAUCUGCUGCAGAAGACUGACGAGUUGCUCAAUGAAAGUUACAAGCGUCAUCGUACCAACACUCAGUUUGAGAUUGACCUCAAACUUCACAUUUGUGGCAUUGCUGCUCGAGAAUUCCUGCAAAUGCACAAGAGAUUUUUGUCAAAGAAUGAUCCCCAAACACAGCUGGAAAUGUGUAAGCAACAAUACUUAUCCGACUUUCUGGAUUUAUACAAGGAAACCGAUCAUUGCCAACGCAAAGCAAAUGAUUUUGCCCAGCUUUGCAUCAAGCCAGCCAUUAUGGAUUGCAUCAACAGAUCUUUGGGAAUUGACAUUGUGGACGACAUUUUGGCAAGCAGCAUUUCAAUAAUGUACAGUUCGCGGUCCUAUUUCCAAUACAACAUUCUAAAAGAGUUGUUGCUGAAAGAUGAUUUCAAGAGAUUUGUCAAGUACAUUUUGUCCUAUGAAACAUAUGUUAAGGAUCAGAUUCUUCUUCAGAUCUGUCAAAAAAUGGACAAGGACAAGACGUUGUUUAAAUUAAAGAAGGAAAAAUUGGAAGCUUUAGUUUCCAAAAUAAAACAGGCAAUGAACCAGGCGUCAAUCACGGUAUCAGACGACGUUGGAGGGGUGACGAUGCUCGUCAGUGAAAUGCGCAAAUAUCUGAUUAAAGACAUCGUCGUAUCAGAGGAGGCACUAAAGGCCAGUCUGUUUCAGAUCAAAAGCUCAUGUCAGUCGUUUACAGAUAGCUUCAUUGUGUCCUUGAAUAAAUUACAAGACGAACUCCUAGUUGAAUUUUCUAACACUGAAGACAUGAAUGAAAUUUUAAAUAAACUUGCCAUAAAACCACAGAACGAGCUAUUCAAGAGAAUCUUUGGAUGUGGACAGCAGUGUCCAUUUUGUAAAGUCCCGUGUGAAGCAGGGGGCAAAGAACACAAGAAACAUCACGCAGCGGUACAUCGACCACAGGGCCUUGGUCAAUGCAGAAAUCAAAUCAAUGAAAAUCUAGUUGAAACGAUAUGUACAACUGAUGUGCAGAGUGAUGUUGAAUUUUUGGUCCAUGGAACACAAAACAAAUGGAUUGCUUACCGUUACUACAACACCCUAUUUCCUGAUUGGCACAUUGCCCCAGACCUUACAAUGGAAUCAUCUGAUUACUGGAAGUAUGUGCUAGUACGUUACAAUAAGCAGUUUGCUGCAGAGUAUAAGGCCAAGCCAGCAAAUGUUCCAGAGGCCUGGAACAGAAUCACAAAAAAGCAAGCGCUAAAGGGUCUCCAGGAUGCUUUCAGCAUUAAAGAAUGA
Nerophis lumbriciformis (worm pipefish) is the source of this 5742-nucleotide messenger RNA. The record is from RefSeq and is a predicted model, not a curated record. NCBI's taxonomy places the organism in Eukaryota, Metazoa, Chordata, Actinopteri, Syngnathiformes, Syngnathidae.